This is a messenger RNA of Rattus rattus (black rat), 455 nucleotides long. RefSeq names its product ribosomal protein L3 like (gene Rpl3l). Gene Ontology annotation, molecular function: RNA binding; structural constituent of ribosome. Gene Ontology annotation, biological process: ribosomal large subunit assembly; translation. Lineage: Eukaryota; Metazoa; Chordata; Mammalia; Rodentia; Muridae. Gene Ontology annotation, cellular component: ribosome; cytosolic large ribosomal subunit. The transcript has 3 exons. Bases 149 to 379 code for a protein of 76 amino acids. The record is from RefSeq and is a predicted model, not a curated record.
GAGAUGUUAUCGUCCCCUGCUGAGUCCAGUCCCUACACCCAGGGGUCUGGGCAUAGGCCCCUUUCCAUUACAACUUCCUGGCUUGGUGUGAUCUGUCUCCCUGCAGGGUGGCUUCCCCCACUAUGGGGAAGUGAACAAUGACUUCGUCAUGUUAAAAGGCUGCAUUGCUGGCACCAAGAAGAGAGUGAUCACACUGAGGAAGUCCCUACUAGUGCACCACAGCCGCAGGGCCCUGGAGAAUAUCGAGCUCAAGUUCAUUGACACCACUUCUAAGUUUGGCCAUGGAUGCUUCCAGACAGCGCAGGAGAAGAGGGCCUUCAUGGGCCCCCAAAAGAAACAUCUGGAGAAAGAGAAGCCGGAGACCUCGGGAAACGUCUAAGAUGCCUGGAAUGGAGCACACCUGGGAUGGAGUGCGUCCUGUCCUUUUUGUUCAAUAAAGUCCUGAGGAAACUCUA